Molecule: messenger RNA, 1489 nt
Organism: Populus trichocarpa (black cottonwood)
Lineage: Eukaryota; Viridiplantae; Streptophyta; Magnoliopsida; Malpighiales; Salicaceae
Exons: 4
Coding region: 213-1250 (345 amino acids)
Source: RefSeq, a predicted model, not a curated record
CAAGUAACACAAUCUCUCCCCCCCACCUCUCUCUCUCCCCCCACCUCCCUCGUAUCUUCUCCUCUUAAAAAAAUCCAAUGUUUCUUUCUUGAUUUCUCUCUCUCGGCGAAAGAGAGAGGCCCCCAUUAUUAUUUUUUUCUCUAUUGGAGAAAAAAGAAAAUAAAAGAGAGAGAGAAAGGGAGUUGAAUUGAUAGAAAGAAAGCAGAGAAACAAUGGCAUUCAAGCACGAUUACUGUAGUCUUUACGAAGAUUUCGGAGGUGAUGAAAUUGAGGUUGCUGAAAUCUUGUUAGAUUUCCCUCGUUUAAUUGCUGUAUCUAAGUAUGGUUCUCUGCUUCCAUUCUCAUGGGGUGGUACAAGGAGGAGAUCUGCGGAGGCCAAUUUGGGUCCAAGAUGCGCCGUUCACUCACCACCAACAUCAGCGUCGCCUUCCCAAACACCGAUAUUAUCCGUUCCUGUGGGCCCUGCUAUUACUACUCCUCCUCCUCCUGCUGUUGCUACUGAACCAGAGGGACCCAUCACCGUCAAAGCUGAACCGGCGACUAGCCCUGCAACACCGCUUUCUUUCUCUCCAAGUGAAUCCGAUGAGAGGCCUAAGCGCUUGAAGAGGAAAGUCUACACUAAAAAGAGAAGAGAGGAUUUGCUGAAGAUUACAAACCAAAUUAUUGAUAGCAAUGAAUUGUUAAGAGGGGAGAUUCAAAAGGUGACUCGAUAUUAUGAGCAUUUGAAAGCUAGAAAUUCUUUGUUGAAAGCAAGGAAACAAGAGCUAAACAUGGGUUUUAUUAAAAGAGAAGAUCAGUUGAAUCUUCCACGCAUGAAUUCAGUCCAAUCAACUGUCAAAUGUCCUCCUGUUGUUGAUGAUCAAAACCAUGUUCCUCGACCUAUGCCUGGCAUCAGAGUUCAUCAUCAUCAUCAUCAGCAGCAGCAGCAGCCGCCGCAGCCGCCGCCCUAUAUGGUGGAUAGGAAUGCCAACAAUCAAGAAAUGGGUUGUAAUUAUCCAAACCCGUAUGGCCAAAGAGUGUCCUUGUUCCAAUCUACCAGUGCCAGUGAUGGCACGGGCCCCCGUGGCAUCCCUGAUCUGAAUCUAACUGUUGGGGAGCCUGUUUGGAUGGACUCUAAACAACUGUUUGUUAAUGACAGGAGUGCAGCGGUUAAAAGGGCCAUCGCUGCUCAAGCAAGACAAAGAAGGAAGCUCAUUUGCAAGGAUAAGAGCUUUAAUUCCUCUAGUAAAUCACGAUUCUCAUUUAGAUGAUCUUGGUUUCUUCCUUGAUCUCAUUUCCCCCUUUAAUCCAUAUAGUAAUUAAUAUGAGAUAUGUUAGUGAUUAGUGCGGUAUCUAGCUGUAAAUUAGAAAAUCUCCCAAGGAGAUGAUUUUUCCCGAAUUAUUUGCUUAGGUUUGUAAGAGUUGAAAGGCUCAAGGGUCCCCAGGCCCGCUCGUCUUUGCUCUCAUUUAUGGUCAAUAUUGCUAAUAGUAAGGUAGUUUUUAUUUUUUA